GCAAUUUCAGUGUGAGACACAGCGGCGAGACCGAGCGGCGGCUCCAAGCGCGGCGCGGCAGCUCCUCCCGCGCGGGGUCAGUGCCCCGGCGCGCGCACGCGCACCCCCGCCGCCGGAGCGCGCCUCGCGCCGCCCGCUCAGUCGAUCGGUCGGCUGUCUGUCGCCCUGUCGCCGCCACCGUCGCCGUCGCGUGCGCCACCUGAGGGAGCCGCCGCCUCGGGACCCGAGCGGACCGGACCCGACCCCGCCACCCGGGGCCGCCCGGAGCCUAGCAGCCGCCAGCGGGGGCGCCGAGCAACUUCGGUUGGUCAGCACGUUGAUGCAAGUUGCCUUUUGCCAUAGCUGCCACCAUGGCUGGCUGGUAGGACCAGCAUUCCCAGCUCAGAUAGUUCAGAAUGACUGAAGAAGCAUGCCGAACACGGAGUCAGAAACGAGCACUUGAACGGGACCCAGUGGAAGACGAUGUGGAGAGCAAGAAAAUAAAAAUGGAGAGAGCAUUGUUGACUUCAGAUUUAAAUGCUGAUGGAGACACGAGAGUGACACCUGAGCCAGGAGCAGGCCCAGCCCAAGGGUUGCUCAGGGGAGCAGAGGCGACAGCCAUGGGCAGAGGCGAAGGGCAGGCAGGCGACGGGCCUGUGGAUAUGCGCACCUCACACAGUGACAUGAAGUCCGAGAGGAGAACCCCCUCACCUGAUGUGAUCGUGCUGUCUGACAGUGAGCAGCCUGCGAGUCCACGAGUGAAUGGGCUGAUGAAGGAGACCUUGAAGGAGACCAGCACCGAGGCCCUCAUGAAAAGCAGUCCUGAAGAACGAGAAAGAAUGAUUAAGCAACUGAAAGAAGAGUUAAGACUGGAAGAAGCAAAACUCGUUUUAUUGAAAAAGUUGCGGCAGAGUCAAAUACAAAAGGAAACCACGGCCCAGAAGCCUGCAGGCUCUGCUGGGAGUGUUGUGACCACCCCUCCCCCGCUAGUUCGGGGCACCCAGAACAUUCCUUCUGGCAAGCCAUCGCUUCAGACCACUUCGACUCGAAUGCCUGGCAGUGUCAUCCCGCCGCCCCUGGUCCGUGGUGGACAGCAGGCAUCCUCGAAGCUGGGGCCACAGGCGAGCUCACAGGUUGUCAUGCCCCCGCUCGUCAGGGGGGCCCAGCAAAUCCACAACAUCAGACAACAUUCCAGCACGGGGCCACCCCCGCUCCUCCUGGCCCCCAGGGCAUCCGUGCCUAGUGUGCAAAUUCAGGGACAGAGGAUCAUCCAGCAGGGCCUCAUCCGCGUCGCCAACGUCCCCAACACCAGUCUGCUCGUCAACAUCCCACAGCCCUCCCCAGCAUCACUGAAAGGGACGACGGCCACCUCUGCUCAGGCCAACUCCACCCCGACUAGCGUGGCUUCUGUAGUCACCUCUGCUGAUUCUCCAGCCAGUCGGCAGGCAGCCGCCAAGCUUGCGCUGCGCAAACAGCUGGAGAAGACGCUGCUCGAAAUCCCCCCUCCCAAGCCACCUGCCCCAGAGAUGAACUUCCUGCCCAGCGCUGCCAACAACGAAUUCAUCUAUCUGGUUGGCCUGGAGGAGGUGGUGCAGAACCUGCUGGAAACACAAGCGGGCAGGAUGUCGGCUGCUGUUGUGCUGUCCCGAGAGCCCUACAUGUGUGCGCAGUGCAAGACAGACUUCACGUGCCGCUGGCGGGAGGAGAAGAGCGGUGCCAUAAUGUGUGAGAACUGCAUGGCGUCCAACCAGAAGAAGGCUCUUAAAGUGGAGCAUACGAGCCGGCUGAAGGCCGCCUUUGUGAAGGCACUGCAGCAGGAGCAGGAGAUCGAGCAGCGCCUCCUGCAGCAGGGCACUGCCCCGACACAGGCCAAGGCUGAACCUGCCGCCGCCCCGCACCCUACGCUGAAGCAGGUCAUAAAACCCCGGCGUAAGUUGGCGUUCCGCUCAGGAGAGGCCCGCGACUGGAGUAACGGGGCUGUGCUACAGGCCUCCAGCCAGCUAUCCCGGGGUUCAGCCACCACGCCCCGAGGUGUCCUGCACACGUUCAGCCAGUCGCCCAAACUGCAGAAUGCAGCCUCGGCCACAGCCCUCGUCAGCAGGACCAGCAGACAUUCCGAGAGAGCCGUGAGUGCCAGCAAGGGCAACGCCACCUCCAACUGGAAGAAGGCAUCUCUGAAUACAGGCGGGCCCCUCACGUUUGUCAGCCCGAGCUUGGCAGUGCACAAGACCUCCUCCGCCGUGGACCGCCAACGGGAGUACCUCCUGGACAUGAUCCCGCCACGCUCUAUCCCCCAGUCGGCCACAUGGAAAUAGUGCGAGCCGGGCCCACUGGAGAACAGGCUCCCUUCUCCCUCCCACCUGGCCCUGCUACCCUCCAUUUGGGAAGACAUCGUGCUCCCCAAGAGAGCGAGCAAGCACCAGCCGCGCUGCAGAAGGGAGAGCUCCAUUUUUGGCUGCAAAGUCUCAUCGCGGCUGGGGGCCCACUUUACAGGUGGAUGAGGAUUAUCACUGGGGGACCUUUCCCAUGGGCUUUCCUCCUUUCUUUGCCUUUAGUUUGCCCAACACCAGCAGAAAAGCAGACCUCGGGGGCUGGUUCUGUUCCCGGCCCUCCCCUUGCCCCCAACAGGGUGCAUGUACGGCUCACCCUGGACACUGUGACAUGCUUGGGCAAGACUGGCGCCCUGGGCUUCUGAAGUCGAGCGGACCGUUGUUUUGUUUUUGCUUUUCCCCAUCUUAGCCUCCCAGUCUUCGACUGCCUUCCUUUACGGCAAUCUCUAGGUUAACAGAUUUUUUUUAAAAUCACCUCAUGAUGAUGGAGUUUAAAGUAAACCUUGCAGACCCAAGGGUCCCUGCCGAGCACGGCCCCCCUGCCCGGCGAGUGGGCCGCUGAUCAACCCUCGCUCCAUCAGAAGGCCUUUGCUGCUGCUCGUCCCAGAGACCCCUGACCUCCCACACUUCGUAGAAGAACAAACCGCAACCCAGACCCAGCCUGGGAGCUUGGGAGCCCCAUGUUGCUGAAUGAGGAGGCAGGAGAGAAUCGGCAGCAACGUCCAGAGCCUGAGCGGGAAAUUGGAGGGGCAGGCUGUUGUGUUUUUGUUAUUAUUGUUGUGGUUUAUUUUAUUAAAUGUUUUCCUUUUCUUUUCCUACUUAUUUUGAUGGACAACAUCCUAAGCUGCCCUGGCCUGUGCUCCUGUCAGGUGUGUUGGCGUGGGAAAGCACCACCACCACCACCUCCCCCACCCCCGACUUCAGGGUUUCCAUUGGGUCUAGUUUAGAACCUUCCUUUAAAGCAGGGCCAUGCUGCCAGGGUUUGCUUUCAGACUUUUUUUUAUCCUCUUUAGAGUCUACAGAAAUGUCUUACAAAGGAUCAGGUCUGCUCUCAGUUUUGUUUUGUUUUGGUUUUUCCCACUCCUUAGAAAUCGGUUCCAUGAGGAAAGGCAGAAGCUGUUGUGUGUGUGCUGUGCACAGGCUGGCUCCACGUAGGUGCAAGGGUGUCCCACGUGUACGCACAUGCGUGUGGAGAUGGGGUACGCUGCUCCCCACUUCAGCCCCAGCCCUGGUUUUCCUAUUCAUGCAGUUAGGGACUUAAUUUAAAAUCUUUAUUUUGUAGGGCUGCCUUCUUCACACUGCUACAACAUUCUAAUAAAGGCUCAUUUAACCCCUUC
This is a messenger RNA of Equus quagga, 3646 nucleotides long. It is a transcript of the gene GATAD2A, whose product is annotated as GATA zinc finger domain containing 2A. Gene Ontology annotation, molecular function: sequence-specific DNA binding. Gene Ontology annotation, cellular component: NuRD complex. The record is from RefSeq and is a predicted model, not a curated record. NCBI's taxonomy places the organism in Eukaryota, Metazoa, Chordata, Mammalia, Perissodactyla, Equidae. Gene Ontology annotation, biological process: negative regulation of transcription by RNA polymerase II. The transcript is spliced from 13 exons. The coding region runs from base 396 to 2294 and encodes 632 amino acids.